Hibiscus syriacus is the source of this 588-nucleotide messenger RNA. RefSeq lists its product as uncharacterized. The record is from RefSeq and is a predicted model, not a curated record. NCBI's taxonomy places the organism in Eukaryota, Viridiplantae, Streptophyta, Magnoliopsida, Malvales, Malvaceae. The transcript has a single exon. The coding region runs from base 1 to 588 and encodes 195 amino acids.
AUGUUUGCUGGCCUGGACCGUAGCUUGAGCACUAGAAGCAUAUGGGAAGCUUUGCGAACUAGAGCUCCUAAGGUUCCUUGGCAGCAUAUUGUUUGGUUCCCUGGGCGUAUCCUUAAACAUAGUGUCAUAGCAUGGAUGGCCAUUCUUGACAGGAGCCCUACUCGGGUUAGACUUCAAAGAAUGGGUUUAAACAUUGAGAAUGUUGAUUGCUUACUGUGUGGUAUGGAGGCUGAGUGUAGAGACCAUCUGUUCUUUGGUUGCAUCUUUGCUAAAGGCUUAUGGGGAGCUAUUCUUGGUCUUUGUGAUGUUUAUCGAGGGGUUAGUUGCUGGGAUGGUGAGUUAGUUUGGGCAAUUCGCUGCCUCAAGGGAAAGUCAUUCAUUGUGGGAGUGCUUCGACUUGCUUGGACAAGCCACAUCUAUGGUAUUUGGAAGGAGAGAAACAAUAGACUCUAUGGAGGAAGAGCGCAGUCAGUGGAUGAUGUUCUGCAGGACAUCAAAGAAGCUUUGCGUGUCCGUAUGGAGGGUAAGGCUAUCAAUAUAAACGACCCCAGAAACGCAAUCCUCUGCGCUAACUGGGGCAUUUCCUAA